Molecule: messenger RNA, 1224 nt
Organism: Paramormyrops kingsleyae
Lineage: Eukaryota; Metazoa; Chordata; Actinopteri; Osteoglossiformes; Mormyridae
Source: RefSeq, a predicted model, not a curated record
CCUUUUGCAUCUUUGCCUCCUACAGUGAGCAAGCUGACCCUCCAGCAGACCAAUCAGAGUGUGGUGCUUGUGGAGGAUGGCCGCAUUCAGAUUAACUGCUCCAUUGUGGCCCAAACCAGUCUCGAGGCACAGCAUGCAGUGCUGUGGUAUACCCGCCGGAGCGGAACUGGCGGGGCUGGUGAGGCACAGGCCGAGCUCCUGCUGAAGGUUGACCAGGAGUCUGCACUGAAGUAUGGCGCCUUCGCAGAGGAGGAGCGGCUGCAAAGUCGCGUUCAGGCUGAGCGUCUCUCAAGCCAGGUGCAUCGCCUAACAUUGCACCGCGCCGAGCUUGCCGAUUCAGGCUACUACUUCUGUGUGGUGGAGGAGUGGCUAUCUGACCCCAGUGGCGACUGGUACCUACUGGGCCGCGAGGCCUCCGGCUUCACCAAGGUGUUGGUGACACAGCCAGAGGUCCACUUGCAGGUUAUGGAGGCUGACACCAACGUGACUGUUGAGGAGGCUGGCUCAAUCCGGCUGGGCUGUAGCAUCCCAUCCCAGUCCAGUCGGGACUCUCGCUUCUCUGUGUCCUGGUAUGUGUCUCGUGUAGUGCACGAGGGCGUGGCUGAGGACUGCGUCUUCUCCAUCGGCCACGACGCUGUUUUUGGGAAUGGCAACUGCAGCCCCGCUGAGGUACUGGGGCCGGAUUCACGCUUGCGGUUUGAGAGGCCAUCCUACGACCUUUACAGCCUGAGUGUGCAGCGGGUGCAGCCUAGUGACAGAGGAAACUAUUCCUGCCUUGUGGAGGAAUGGCUGCAGAAUCCACGUGGCGUGUGGUACCGCCUCACCACCAGCCGCUCUGGCAUCACUGUGGUGACUGUACUGCCCCCAGCCUCCACUCUCAUGUCAGUCGUCUGCUCCAGCAACUCGCUCUUCUACUUCGUUUUCUUCUACCCAUUCCCUGUCUUUGGCCUGCUGUUCAUCACCAUUCUGCUGGUGCGCUACAAAAGUCAUGGCACAGCUAAGAACCAGGAGGCCAAGAAUGGCGCCCCCCUUCUGUGGAUCAAGGAGCCGCACAUCAACUAUUCCCCCACUUGCCUGGAUCCUCCAGCCUUGGGUCUGCAAUCAGGAUGUGUGGAGUAGCCCUCAUAUUAGGGCUACCAGCAAUGAUUCUGACACCUAACACAAUGAUUCUGACAUCUUCCAGACUGUCCUGCAUCUGCCCUGGGCUGGAUCCUUAGGCUGAGC